AUUGAGUCACACAGCUCCAACCUGCCUGGCGAGGAGCUCCUUUGCACCUUGCCCAUAGCUCGGUCGCCUGGCUCUGCUAAAGUCUUGCCGUCGCCUCCCCUGCACACCUGCUCCCCUGCUGCUUCCAAAUCGGCCUUCUUGGCAGGGAAGAAUUUUUCCCUUCACCUUCCUGGUUGAUCAGCUGGUGCAGAAACCACUCCCAAGCCCUCCUGCCAGCCACCCACCCUGGCUGGGCAGGAACCAGGCCAAGACUGAAAGCCGGACCCCGCACCGGAGGGGACCAGGCGCAGCCGUGAGCCAUGGGAGCGCCGGAGGAAGACUAUAACUUUGUCUUCAAGGUGGUCCUGAUCGGAGAGUCAGGUGUGGGGAAGACCAACCUGCUUUCACGCUUCACCCGCAAUGAGUUCAGCCACGACAGCCGCACCACUAUCGGCGUGGAGUUCUCCACCCGCACUGUCCUGGUGGGCGACGCCAUGGUGAAGGCACAGAUUUGGGACACGGCUGGGCUGGAGCGCUACCGCGCCAUCACCUCAGCGUAUUACCGGGGCGCGGUGGGCGCCUUGGUGGUAUUCGACAUCACCAAGCACCAGACAUAUGACGAGGUGGAGCGGUGGCUGAAGGAGCUCUAUGACCACGCUGAAGCCACCAUCAUCGUCAUGCUUGUGGGCAACAAAACCGACCUCGCCCAGGCUCGAGAGGUGCCAACCGAGGAGGCCAAGAUGUUUGCAGAGAACAACGGGCUGCUCUUCGUCGAGACCUCAGCGCUGGACUGCACCAACGUGGAGCAGGCCUUUGAGACCGUGCUACGGGAGAUCUUCAACAAGGUGCAGAAGCAGAAGCAGAAGAGCGCCCCGGACAAUGCUGUUACGCUGUCCCCCGAGAGCACCGCCAGCACUGCCCAGUCCCCUGCACCGGCCCAGCGUUCCUGCUGCCUCAACCUUUGAGCCUGGCACGGGAAGGGGGCCAGGAGCCCACCCCGCUGCCCUGCAGCCUGGCCCUGCUUCUGCCAGCGUGGGGCUCCGGGCUGGCCCCAGACUCACCCUGCUCGGAGCCUGCCCUGCGGGGUCCAGGCGGAUGCAGGAAUUCCCGUCGCUCCUGGAUGUGGUCCUAGCCUGCUGGAAGCCUCCGUGUUCCCAAUUCCCUUUGGAAGGCAGCUGGGGCAUGGAUCCCGUGGGGGGGUGCUGCCGUGGUCCGUGCAAUACAGGUGCAAGCAUUAAACUGUUUUCAAGA
Messenger RNA from Alligator mississippiensis (American alligator), 1230 nucleotides. RefSeq names its product RAB25, member RAS oncogene family (gene RAB25). The record is from RefSeq and is a predicted model, not a curated record. Gene Ontology annotation, molecular function: GTPase activity; GTP binding. Bases 300 to 944 code for a protein of 214 amino acids. Gene Ontology annotation, cellular component: recycling endosome. Lineage: Eukaryota; Metazoa; Chordata; Crocodylia; Alligatoridae. Gene Ontology annotation, biological process: exocytosis. The transcript is spliced from 5 exons.